Molecule: messenger RNA, 478 nt
Organism: Dendrobium catenatum
Lineage: Eukaryota; Viridiplantae; Streptophyta; Magnoliopsida; Asparagales; Orchidaceae
Product: ubiquitin-conjugating enzyme E2 32-like
Exons: 3
Coding region: 77-463 (128 amino acids)
Source: RefSeq, a predicted model, not a curated record
UUUUCAUUUCCGAGCAGCCAUCUUGGCUUAGUAGCAUAUCCAAGCCAUCGAGGUCGGAGCUGUCCAGCGGCGGUCGAUGGCGGAGGAGAAAUAUAAUCGGAGGAAUACGGCGGUGAAGCGGAUACUCCAGGAAGUGAAGGAGAUGCAGUCCAAUCCUUCAGAUGAUUUCAUGAGCCUACCUCUAGAGGAAAAUAUAUUCGAGUGGCAAUUUGCGAUUUUGGGGCCGCGUGAUUCGGAGUUUGAAGGAGGGAUCUACCAUGGAAGAAUUCAGCUGCCUGCGGAUUACCCGUUCAAGCCCCCUUCCUUCAUGCUACUAACUCCAAAUGGGCGUUUUGAGACCCAGACAAAGAUAUGCCUGAGCAUAUCGAACCAUCAUCCUGAGCAUUGGCAGCCUUCAUGGAGUGGUAUGUUGUUAUUGCUGGUUCUUUUUCUUUUUCUCUCAUUUUGGUUAUGUGUUUUAUAGUUGCAAAGAUAUUUG